AUGGCCGACCAGUUUGUGGAGGUGCCCGGGGGCAAGAACGUGAACAACUACGCCAACGUCGGCCUCAUCACGUCGGUGGCGGUGCGCACCGGCGUGGACGCUGUCUGGCCUGGCUGGGGCCACGCGUCGGAGAUGCCGGAGCUGCCUGACGCACUGGACGCGACUCCGACCUGCAUCCGCUUCAUCGGCCCGCCCUCCGGCCCGAUGGCGGCGCUGGGGGACAAGGUGGGGUCCACCAUCCUGGCCCAGGCAGCGGGCGUGCCCACCCUGGCCUGGUCCGGGUCCGGGGUCAGCAUCGCCUACCGCGACUGCCCCGGCGGCGAGAUCCCGGCGGCCACCUACGCGGCAGCCUGCGUGUCCGGGUUGGACGCCGCGCUGGCCUCCUGCGAGGCCAUCGGCUACCCCGCCAUGCUCAAGGCGUCGUGGGGCGGGGGCGGCAAGGGCAUCCGCCGCGUGCUGAACGCGGAGGACGUGCGCGCCGCCUUCCCCCAGGUGCAGGGCGAGGUGCCUGGGUCGCCGGUGUUCGCCAUGCGCCUGGCGCCCCAGAGCCGGCACCUGGAGGUGCAGCUGCUGGCGGACCGGCACGGGGCUGUGGCCUCCCUCUUCUCCCGCGACUGCUCCGUCCAGCGCCGGCACCAGAAGAUCGUGGAGGAGGGCCCCGUCACCGCCGCCCCGGCCGCCGUGCUGGAGGACAUGGAGGCGCGGGCGCGCGCGCUGGCGCGCGCUGUGGGCUACGUCGGCGCGGCCACCGUGGAGUACCUGUACCUGGUGGAGAGCGGGGAGUACGCCUUCCUGGAGCUGAACCCGCGGCUGCAGGUUGAGCACCCCGUGACGGAGUGGAUCGCCGGGGUCAACAUCCCCGCCGCCCAGCUGCUCAUCGCGGCGGGGGUGCCCCUGCACCGCCUCCCCGACCUGCGCGCGCUGUACGGCGCCGACCCCGCGGGGGACUCACCCAUCGACUUUGAGGGCCCCGGCCGCCGCCCGCCGGCGGGCCACGUCGUGGCGGUCCGCAUCACGGCCGAGAACGCGCACGACGGCUUCAAGCCCACCGCGGGCGCGAUCGACGAGGUGUCCUUCCGCUCCACGCCCGACGUCUGGGGCUACUUCUCGGUCAAGGCCGGGUCGGCGGUGCACGAGUUUGCCGACUCCCAGUUCGGCCACCUGUUCGCGCGCGGGGAUUGCCGGGAGGCCGCCAUCCGCGCCAUGGUGGUGGCGCUGAAGGAGGUCAAGAUCCGGGGCGAGAUCCACACCCCCGUGGACUACGUGGCCGACAUGAUCCAGAGCCCCGACUUCCUGGGCAAUGCACACCACACGGGCUGGCUGGACGCCCGCAUCGCGGCCCAGGUCCGCGCCCAGCGCCCGCCCUGGCACCUGGUGGUGGCGGCGGGGGCGGUGCUGCGCGCCACGCAGCGCGUCGCCGCGCGCGCCGCCGAGUUCCUGGCCUUCCUGCAGAAGGGCCAGCUGCCGCCGGACCGCGUGUCCCUCAUCCACCUGACCGAGGAGUUUGUGGUGGACGGCGUCAAGUACGCGGUGGACGUGCGGCGGCGCGGGCCACAGGCCUACCGCCUGACGCUGGGCGGCGUGGGCGUGGACGCCACCGCGCGCACGCUCAAGGACGGCGGCCUGCUGCUGCAGCUGGACGGGCAGGCCCACGUGCUGCACGCGGAGGAGGAGGCCCUGGGCACACGCAUCACCCGCCGCGCGCUGAGCACGUACAUCAAGCGCAUCUAUUUCCCUUCCAUGCUGCACGAGCCCGAGCUGACGGGCCUGGGCGCACGCGGGUCGCUGGCCGCGGCGCUGGCCGAGGCGGUGCACCUGCGCGCGCAGACGGGCAUGGCGGGGCUGGCGGAGGGCGUGCUGCACGUCGCGCUGACGGGGGAGCCCGGCGCGGCGCUGGCGCUGAGCCCCGAGGCCCAGGCCGCGCUGGGCACCAUCGGCACGGCUGACUACGCACCGCCCUGCGCCGACGAGGACGCGGAGCCGGGCGUGCCUGACCCCUCGGUGGUCGCCGCCAGCGCGGCGGCAGCGCUGGCGGCGCUGGCGCCACGCCUGGCCGCCGCCGGCUUCCUGGCGGUCAGCUUCCUGGCGCGGCGCGGCGGGCUGGCGCCGCUGCGGGAGCUGGUGCCGGACGCCGAGCUGAACGGGUACGAGGGUGGCUCCGGGAGGAUCUCGCUGGUCCAGCGCCCGCCCUCGCGCAACGACGUCGGCGUCGUGGCCUGGCUGCUGACGCUGCGCACGCCCGAGUGCCCGCGCGGGCGCCAGCUGGUGGCCGUGGCCAACGACAUCACCUUCAACUCGGGGUCGUUCGGGCCGCGCGAGGACGCCUUCUUCAAGGCCGCCACCGAGUUCGCGCUGGAGGAGCGCCUGCCCCUGGUGUACCUGGCCGCCAACUCCGGCGCGCGCGUGGGCCUGGCCGAGGAGGUCAAGCGGUGCCUCAGGGUGGAGUGGAACGUUGCGGGGGAGCCCACCCGCGGCUUCAAGUACCUGUACCUGGACGAGGCCGACCACGCCGACCUGCUGGCGCGCGCGCCCCCCGACGCGCCCCCCCUUGCGUCCACGCCGCUGGACCACCCCGGCGGCCGGCGCCACGUCCUGCGCGAUGUCGUCGGGCUGGAGGACGGGCUGGGCGUGGAGUGCCUGUCUGGGUCGGGGGCCAUCGCGGGGGCCUACGCACGCGCCUUCCGCGAGGGCUGGACCCUGACCCUGGUGUCGGGGCGCAGCGUGGGCAUCGGCGCCUACCUGGCGCGCCUGGGGCGGCGCUGCGUGCAGCGCCGGGAGCAGCCCAUCAUCCUCACCGGCUACGCCGCGCUGAACAAGCUGCUGGGGCGCGAAGUUUACACCAGCCAGCAGCAGCUGGGCGGGCCGCGCGUGAUGGGCGCCAACGGCGUCAGCCACCACGUGGUCGAGGACGACCUGGCGGGGGCCGGCUGGGCGCGCACCGUGGUCACCGGCCGCGCGCGCCUGGGCGGCCUGCCCGUGGGUGUGGUGGCGGUGGAGGUGGGCACGGUCACGCUGCACGUGCCCGCCGACCCGGGCAUGCCCGACUCCGCGGAGCGCAUGAUCCCGCAGGCGGGCCAGGUGUGGUACCCGGACUCCGCGCUGAAGACUGCGCAGGCCAUCGAGGAGUUUGGCCUGGAGGGCCUGCCCCUCUUCAUCCUGGCCAACUGGCGCGGCUUCUCCGGCGGCCAGCGCGACCUGUUUGAGGGCGUGCUGCAGGCCGGGUCGCAGAUCGUGGAGGCGCUGCGCACCUACCGCCACCCCGUCACCGUCUACCUGGGGCCCGGGUGCGAGCUGCGCGGGGGGGCCUGGGUGGUGGUGGACUCCCAGAUCAACCCCGCAGCCAUCGAGAUGUACGCCGACCCCACAGCACAGGGGGCGGUGCUGGAGCCACAGGGCGUGGUGGAGAUCAAGUUCAGGAACGCGGAGCUGAUUGCCGCCAUGCACCGCCUGGACUCCAAGCUGGCGGAGAUCAAGAAGGAGGGAGGCACCAAGGCGGCCGGGGCCGUCAAGGCCCGGGAGGCGGAGCUGCUGCCGGUGUAUAAGCAGGUCGCCGAGCAGUUUGCGCAGAUGCACGACGGACCCGUCCGCAUGCUGGCCAAGGGCGUCAUCCGCGGCAUCGUGCCCUGGGCCUCCUCCCGCGCCUUCUUCGCUGCGCGCCUGCGCCGCAGGCUGGCGCAGGAGUCGCUGGUGCGCCAGGUGGCGGCCGCGGACGCGGAGCUGUCCCCCGGCGAGGCCCUCGCCCGCCUGCGCUCCUGGUUCCUGUCCUCCCCCCUGCCUGCCGCGGACGCGCUGGGCGAGGCUGCCUCCCGCGGGACCGUGCUGGCGCGGGCCGUGGACGACGCGGAGGCGCUGUGGCGCGACGACGCGCGCUUCCUCGCCUGGGCGGAGGCGGAGGCCGGCGCCUCUCGCAUCGCCAUGGAGCUCAAGGCGCUGCGCACGGGCGUCGCAAUGCGGAGCGUGGAGGAGCUGUGCCAGACGCCGGAGGGCACCCUGGGGCUGGUGAGGGGUCUGGACGACGCCAUCAAGUCCAACCCCGCCCUCUUGCUGCAGCUGCGCAGCCUGCUGAAGUGA
Auxenochlorella protothecoides is the source of this 4071-nucleotide messenger RNA. RefSeq names its product Acetyl-CoA carboxylase. Gene Ontology annotation, molecular function: acetyl-CoA carboxylase activity; metal ion binding; ATP binding. NCBI's taxonomy places the organism in Eukaryota, Viridiplantae, Chlorophyta, Trebouxiophyceae, Chlorellales, Chlorellaceae. The record is from RefSeq and is a predicted model, not a curated record. Bases 1 to 4071 code for a protein of 1356 amino acids. The transcript is spliced from 10 exons.